GCCCCAACCAGCGACGCCAUGAGUGGCCAAACUGGGGCGCUGUAAAGUGACCACCACAAGGCACACCAGCAGGAGGCUGGGCGCUAUGAAGGCCGCCGGCGACUCCGCUGGAAUUAGGUACCACGCAAAUGUACUAAGGUACCUAGGUAGGUAGAUGCUUCGUACAACGCUGUAAAUAAGCGCGGGGCAGCCAGGGGACCGCCGCCGUCGACGCCGCCCAUUAUUAUCUUCACCGUCACACUCCGCUUCGCUUUCGUCUCCCCCAUCCGCUCCUCUCACCUCCCCGUCUCCCGUCCCUUGUCUUUGCCCCCCACAAAUCGACCGGGCACCUCUGUCCCUGUCGUCCCGACUUUUCUUGCGUCGCCCUCCCGUCGCUCUCCUCUCCUCGAUUGCCCCAACGUGGCCACAUUUCGCACCCUCAUCUAAGCCGCCGCCAUGGAUCUGGACCCCAAGUACGACGACUACGACUUCCCGUACACCGCGGCGGAGAAGCAGGAUGGCCACCCAGGCUUCCUCACGGAGCAACAAAUCGCCCAGGUGCAUCAGUUGCGGAUGAUGCUCGAGGCUGAGGGCUACACGGAGCGGCUGGACACGUUGACCAUGCUCCGGUUCCUGCGGGCGCGCAAGUUUGACGUCGCCUUGUCCAAGCAGAUGUUCGUCGACUGCGAGAAGUGGCGAGCCGAGACCAAGCUGGACGAGACGGUGCCGGACUGGGACUACCCCGAGAAGGCUGAGCUCGCCAAGUACUACAAGCAAUUCUACCACAAAACGGACAAGGACGGCCGCCCCAUCUACAUCGAGACGCUUGGUGGCAUUGACCUGACGGCCAUGUACAAGAUCACAUCGGCUGAACGCAUGCUGACCAACCUCGCUGUCGAGUAUGAACGUGUGGCGGACCCGCGCCUGCCCGCAUGCUCGCGCAAGGCCGACAAGCUGCUCGAGACGUGCUGCACCAUCAUGGACUUGAAGGGCGUGACCCUGACCAAGGUGCCGUCGGUCUACUCGUACGUGCGCCAGGCCUCGGUCAUCUCGCAGAACUACUACCCGGAACGCCUGGGCAAGCUGUACCUGAUCAACGCGCCUUGGGGCUUCUCGACCGUCUGGAGCGUCGUCAAAGGCUGGCUCGACCCCGUCACCGUGGCCAAGAUCAACAUCCUCGGCUCCGGCUAUCAGUCCGAGCUGCUCAAGCAGGUGCCUGCCGAGAACCUACCCAAGGAGUUUGGUGGCACCUGCCAAUGCGAGAGCGGCUGCGAGAACAGCGACGCCGGGCCAUGGCAUGACCCUCAGUGGGCCAAGCCCGCUAAGUGGGAGAGGAAGAAGGACGACGGCAAGACCAUCGAGAACACGGGCUCCGAGAUCGAGAAGCCCGCUCCUGGCGCUGCUGACGCCGUCCCCACCGUGGAGGCCGGCGACAAGCAGACGGCUACCGCCUAGGUUCGCAUCGAUCGUAGUUCGGGUCAGGGCGUGCAGGGCAUACAUUCGAAAAGGGGACCAGGUGGUUAGAGGCGCGUAUGGAGUAGAGGGAGAAUGAAUAUACGUUGCGGAAUCGGCCGGCGAUGGCUCUCGCGCAGUCUGCCGACAGUUCUGGUGCGUAGGGUCUAACGUCUGCCAUUGCCACAUUCCACUGUGUAAUAGAUGUACUCGCGAAGAGACCGCAAUCUAUGGCUCAAAUGAAUUCGAUUGGAUAUCUCGUCCUUUGUUACGCCUAAACGCCCAAGUGCUUGCAGUGUCCCGUAUCCCUGCGCUAUUUCUGUCCAUCAUCUACCGUCCGUGACGACGUACUUGCCAGCGACCCUCGCUCGCUCCAUCUUGGCC
Purpureocillium takamizusanense is the source of this 1815-nucleotide messenger RNA. RefSeq names its product cytosolic factor, phosphatidylinositol/phosphatidylcholine transfer protein (gene SEC14). The record is from RefSeq and is a predicted model, not a curated record. Lineage: Eukaryota; Fungi; Ascomycota; Sordariomycetes; Hypocreales; Ophiocordycipitaceae. The transcript is spliced from 4 exons. The coding region runs from base 436 to 1434 and encodes 332 amino acids.